Molecule: messenger RNA, 876 nt
Organism: Malus domestica (apple)
Lineage: Eukaryota; Viridiplantae; Streptophyta; Magnoliopsida; Rosales; Rosaceae
Source: RefSeq, a predicted model, not a curated record
AACAAAAGCUUUCGUUGAUUGGAAAGUGACCGUUGCUCAAAUGCUAACGAUUUUACAUGGUCGGACCCAAGGACUGCAAAAGCCAAUGCUUAGCUUUCAAGACCAAUAAACUUGUUCACCAGAUUAUAGUUGCGCCAAACAAACCUUGUGUCACUUCCUUAAUGUACAAAACCAACCAUGUAACAAACCCUCCACAUCUUCUUGAAGAGAUGGGAAAUUGUGUUCCAGUUCAUAAGACCCAAGACUCUGCUUCAAAUCUCAAAUGUUCAAGCAAUUCCCUGACAGAAUGCAUCCUGAUUGAACUCCCUGUUCGAGAAAACUCCCUUGGUACCGCCAUCCCCCGCGCGAGCAGUUUUCAAGAACCAAGUGGGAAAGAGUUUGAAUCUGAUCGUGAAGAUUUCUUCAGUGUCAAUGGUGAUCUUACCCCAUCUGCAAGCAACACCAUGAAAUAAAAACUGAUGCGAAAAAGCAGCUGAUUGAAUUGUUCCAUGAGAGCGACGGUGAUGGAUCAGAAGACGAACCUUCCAUUUUCGACCUGCCACAAAAUUCAGCAAAUAAAAGUUUAUCGUAUGAGUCUGUAGCGGACAUAGUUUUCAGAAGUGUGACAGUUCCGAAAACGAAUUCGAAUCCCAGCAGGACAAGAAAAGCUACACUGUUUGCACAAUAUUGCUGUCUGCCUAAACUGGUGCGGAGCCUAAGCUGUAGUGAGAGGAAGAGUCGUUGAUCGUCGUACUGAUGACAAUGAGUUCUGCUUCCAAAGAUUCAAGAAUGUCCAAUUACUAUUUGAGUAGUAGUAUUUUUUUUUUCCUUUUGUUGGAUGAAUUGUAACUCUGCAAAAAUCUAUGAAUAUAUAUAUCUUGGUGUUUGGUGAGUUGA